CCAGCAUUUUCCAGUGUGGAGUACCGUGGAGGGGAUUCAGAGCUGCGGUAUGGCAAGUUGGUCCUACUGUUGCGUGCCAAGAAGCUGGGUGCGGACCUGGGAGACGCUGAGCGUGAGGUGGCAUACAUCAAGCCAUGGAAGCGGGUUGGUGUGGAUGGGCCUACAGGCUGUGUGCAGCUCCAAGAGAUGAGUAGGCCCGAGGCUCACGAUGUUGUACCUAUUACCAGCAUUGUCCGCACUGUGCAUGUUGUGAGGUCGUUUGAGCGCCCACGCAUAUGGCUGCUGAAUAAAUGGGCCGAUGGGUUGCGAAAAGGUGGGGUGUGAGUUCUCGCCAAUGUGUGAGGCUCAUGUGACGUCUUGAUAUUUCCUGUAACGGUUUGUACUGUUGCUCGGGUUGUUGUGGAUUGUUGGGGCUUAGUCGCCGAUUUUUGUUGGACGUGCGUGUGUGUCAUUUUGAGUUGCGUAGUAUUACUCUCUAGCAUUCAUUUGAAAAAAAGGA
Molecule: messenger RNA, 499 nt
Organism: Closterium sp. NIES-67
Lineage: Eukaryota; Viridiplantae; Streptophyta; Zygnematophyceae; Desmidiales; Closteriaceae
Source: the annotation of a GenBank genome assembly